UCAUGGAACUACUUUUCUCAAUGCGUGGUGAAAAUGGGUUCCUAGCUCCAGGAACUAUCAUCGGGCGAGUAGUUGGUGACAUCAAACGUGGCAAAGCGUUGUUGUGACUUCGCAUUCACUCUGGUAACGUCUGACCGACAUCUUCCGAUCGAGUGCCAUCAAUUGUUGAUAUUCGAUCGGGUUUGACACGGCUGGACGCAAACGCAUAAAGGGCCGUGCUGCAUGGAGAACCUCUUCCCCAAAAAAUACCUUGUUGCCCGACGCACAUUCAUUCUUUUAAACAUCCGUCAUGCUUCGUCCUGUCUCUUCUGCUCUUUUACUUCUCGCUGCUGGUGCGAACGCGUUCUUCCGAAUGCCUUGUGCCAAACCAAUCCUUAAUGGGAGGUACGACGCUAUUGUCAGUCCGGGGAAACCUAGCAGCCAUUCCCAUACCAUCAUGGGCGGUAGCAAUAUUGGGCUCUCCUCGGAUUUUAAGGACAUGCGCGGCUCCAAUUGUACCACAUGCAAAGUGAAAGACGACCUGUCUGCCUACUGGAUCCCACAGUUGUACUGGGAAUGGCCCAACAUGACGUAUUCUCCCGUGAAUCAUGGUGGAAUGCUUGUGUAUUAUUUGCAGCGUUCCGGAGCAAACGAGACGCUCGCUGGGUUCCCUGAUGGUCUUCGUAUGGUGGCGGGGGAUCCCAACGUCCGCAGGGACAUGGGCACUCUUGAAUCCCGGGGAAUUUCGUGGUUAUGUAUCGAUUACAAUCAUGCACACCCUCAAACCCCCGGCUUCCCUUCCACCAAUGAUUGCCCUGAUGGUCUUCGGGCCCAAGUAUUCAUGCCUUCUUGCUGGGACAACGUCAACGUAGACAGCCCCGACCACAAAUCCCACAUGGCAUAUCCUGAUGGAAUGGACAAUGGCCACUGCAAUAGUUCCCAUCCAAUACAUCUCAUCUCAAUUUUCUUCGAGAUUUACUUUGACACUCAUAGUUUCUACAAAUUAAAUCAAGGUGGUCGCCCCUUGUUAUCGAACGGUGAUCGUUCGGGUUUUGGGCUACACGGAGACUUCAUGAACGGCUGGGACAGUUCCGUUCUCACUCGUGUCGUCCAACAGUGCACGAACAUGUCAGGAGUGAUCGAGGACUGCUCUGUUCUCAAUGACGAAGGAAGGCUUCUCCCUGAUGACGAGCUCAAUCAAUGUUAUCCUCGCUCGGAUCCCUUAUCGUAUGAGCGGGUCGAUGCUGAUGUUCUUCCCUUCCUUCCCGGCUGCGUCCUCCCCACGGAUGGACCAGAUCCUGCCGAUCCUGAGGCUCGCGCUCCAGGAUGUACCAUUCCAUCCUCACCUUCCAGCAGCAGCUCCAGCCCCAUGAAAUCUUCUGCAUCUUCCCACACUUCUUCCUCCACCUCAUCCACUUCGAUGAGCCCACCGGCACUCGUCAACGCGCAGAAUGCGACAUCCACCACGCCCGUCCCUUCCAGCGGCCGCUCAAGCCCCUUGACCUCCACCCCGGUAAGCUCGCCGGCGACCCACAGCAUGCAUAAUCCAUCAUCCGCUACGCCCACUCCUUCCUUCACCCCUACGCCUGCGGUUACUCCGACCUCAAGCAAAUCGCAAUCUUCCCAUUCUAUGCAUACGCCUACUCCGUCCUCUUCUCAUCACCACCACCAUCACCACCAUCAUCAUCAUCACAAUGGGACCCAAGCCAACACGACGUCUGUUGAUCCUCAUGACGGAUGUGGCACGAAGGAGCCUAAGCGUGAAUACCUCGCACGCCACAAGCGUAGCUCUAUCCCACGUCGCCUGAAUCACGGUUUGUAAAGCGCAGUGGAGGUCCUAUUUUCUUUGCCCAGCCUAGGUCUGGAGGCUUGUAGCCUGUUUUUUUUUUUGGCCCUUUCUCCGACGGUGCCUUGGUUUCUCAUAUUGUAAUUUCCAAUCACAAAAU
This is a messenger RNA of Cantharellus anzutake, 1925 nucleotides long. RefSeq lists its product as uncharacterized. Lineage: Eukaryota; Fungi; Basidiomycota; Agaricomycetes; Cantharellales; Hydnaceae. The record is from RefSeq and is a predicted model, not a curated record. Bases 290 to 1801 code for a protein of 503 amino acids. The transcript is spliced from 6 exons.